CCAGUCUUGAUAGGUUUAUCAGGUAUUAUUAUCUACUUAACUAACCUAGCUAACAUUGCAUGAUGGCUUUUUUUAAACAUAGCUUAUUUAUGAGCGCCCCCUCUUUCCCCCCUUUCUUAAAUAGUAAGUUACAUUAGUAUAAAUUAUUCUGUGCUUAGUCUGUUAAAAUGAAUAGCAAAAUUGAAUAAACCUUUGUUACUUUAUAGCAGUCUUUUUUCCCAAAUGAAUGUCUCUGGCAUUAUGAAAUGUUUAAAAUCUGAGUAAUAAUUUGUCUCCAACCACUCAACUUCUGUUUGCUAGAUUGUUCUGCAAAAGGGCAGUUGAAUGUUUCUUGGAACAAAUGUGAUUGCAGCACAUACUUCAGGGUUACUCAGAAUUUAACACCACAUAUCUGUGAUAACAUCCAGUGCUUCACCCCCACAUCAUGUAAAGAUACUUUCACAUGCAUGUGACCACUGCCGCCUCCAUUAGCAAAUUCAGUGGAUUGGAUUUGAAACGGAACAGAAAUAGUAAGAUGAAUAAUGUUGCCAUGUGACACCCCAGAUUUACACUUAAUAGUUAAGAGCAGAUGCAAAAUUGUGCCUUUCUGAAAGCAGUAUGGGGAGAAGAGAGAACAUACUCAGAAUCUUUUUUUUGGGGGGGGAUACAUUUUAGCAUUUUCUUGCAAGUCCCUCUUGUACUUCAUGCAUAUGUUAACAGGAUAUAUUACUGUAAUGCUGCAACAUGCAAAGCAAAUACACUUACAGCAUGAAGAAUGUUUCCAAUUGUUUUCUCUUACAAGGCUGAAAAAAUUAUAUGGGGUAAUCAGUAGGACACUUUAAUAUUCAGAUACUGCACUACAGAUUAUUCAUCUGAUUUUGAAAAAUAUAAGAUUGUUCAGCACUGUACAUAAAAAGUAAUACAUGUGCGGAGAGGCCCAUGUGGUUUUUUUUCCUUAUCAAAGAAUACAAAUGUUUUUAUAUUUAUUUAAUAAAGAGGGUAACUUUUGAGAAGAACACUGAUAAAAUAAACAUAUUGAUGAAGAAGAAAGAAGCAAAAAGUUGGGAAAAAGGGGAAAUAAACCUUAUUUGAGAACACUAUUGUGCACAUUUUACUAAAUAAAACUCAUACAAAAUUAAUUUGUGACAGUCUUUGAUAUGUUUAAAGAAUAUGCAUGUAUCCAUAUAUUUAAAAAUCCAACCAUAUAAAUAUUUGAAUGAUGAAGUGGAUGAUAAUUCAAGAAAGCUUUUGUGAUAAUAUGUCCAUCUUUAAGAAUGUGACCAUUGUCAAAUAAGAUGAGUUUCUCUAUAGAAAUCUAUUACAAAUUAUCCUUUAACCUUUUUCCACCUAGAAUAUGCUGGCUCAUACUGUUUUCAUUGUUGAGCAAAAAGUAUGCCCCAAAUAACCUGCAAAAUGAGUUGAAACAUCAGAAGAGAGAAGAAAGGGAUAAAUACCCCAGGCCUUCAGGGAAAUCUAUGUUCUUCCAUGGCAUUUUGGAAUUGGAGGGGUUGCUGCUGCAGUGGUUUAGACUUAGUUCAUUUCUAUCACUUAUUCUGAUAAUAGAAAAUAAAAUAUUAGCGCAGUGUAUUUAGAACCAAGAAAUAAUGUAUUAGGGUGUGUUGCUAUUUGGGUUUGUUUUCCCCAAAUAGAAUAAUUUAUCAGCCUGCUCAUUUUCAAGAUAAAGAGGCAUCACUGAUAAGCUUUCCAUUCCUGCCUCUUAUAGCAGUAGCCUUGCUUGCUAGUAGCUGCUAUCAUUGAGAACAGGGUCUGUUUAAAUGGAAGAAUUGCUCACAGAGGAGCGGAAAUGAAGCAGGAGGAUGACCUUUUACUGAAGCAAAAUCAGGUCAAGAUACAGCACUAUUUACAAGGAGGAAAAGCGGAUAUUCAACAGAAGAAUUGGCUAUGGGGGACUUCAUUUCUGUCUUUACAGUUUUUGAUAGUUUUUUUUUUCACUUCCAGAUAUCUUGUAUGCACACACACACCUUUGGCUUUCCGGUAUAAUCUUUCAAAACCAGGAAGAUGAAAGCACCCCAAAAGCAUGGAAGCAAAAUCUUACAAUAUGCAGUCCUGGGAAUGAAGGUUUUUCCUAUGUAAUGUGCAGUAUCUGCAGAGUUUAUUAUGACAUGUUUCUGGGGGUAUAUGUGGCAUUAUCCUCUCUCCCUUCCUCUAUGUUUACGUUUCUGUAUUAAGCAGAAGCGGACAAAAUAUCACUAAUCUGAUCUUACAUUAGCAUAGCUCUUGCAUGUAGUCUUUAUUCAGCAGACAGUUUGCCCCAGCUUAGCCAAGAUCAGUAAGCUUGCACGUCUCCGGCUUUCCAUUCCCGCCCCUUCUAGCGGUAGCCUCCCUCACUAGUAGCUCUUGUAAGAGGAAGUGCUCUUGGUUGUUUUAAAAAAGAGCUGUCAUGAUUUGCAGCAUGGGGAGGAGGCAGCUGGAUAAACAGAGACCUCUCUUUCCAAACUAGGACUGAAUCUCCACAGGCUGGCAGCCUGUCCUCUUCCAGUGGCCCACACUCUUCACCUGCAGGAUUUCUCCUUCAGCUUCGGAUCAGCCCCUAAUCUCCAUGGAAUCCUUUUUCAAAAAGCACUUCAGGAGGAAGAUUGCAUCAUCAGGGCCCCAACGCACCAGUGUGGUGGCCUUGCCUGCGAGCAGAGCAAGGCGGCGUUCUGUGAAAAGCCAUUGCCAAGUCAGGACUCCAGCACAUGGUAGCCCAGCCAACCCCCACAUUCGCCUUAAGAAGUGACUCAGAGAGGGAGAUUCGUAAUUCUGUUGAUUGGAGUGAAACUGCAGUUUAUGGGGAGCACAUCUGGUUUGAAACCAAUGUCUCUGGGGACUUCUGCUAUGUGGGGGAACAAAACUGUGUGUCAAAAAUGCUGCAAAAACCUAUGUCCAAGCGCAAAUGUGCAGCCUGCAAAAUUGUAGUCCACACACCCUGCAUAGAACAAUUAGAAAAAAUUAAUUUCCGAUGCAAGCCUUCCUUUAGGGAAUCUGGAUCAAGGAAUAUCCGGGAGCCUACUGUUGUGCGGCAUCAUUGGGUACACCGGAGACGCCAGGAAGGGAAAUGUCGACAAUGUGGAAAGGGUUUCCAGCAGAAAUUUGCCUUCCACAGCAAGGAAAUUGUAGCCAUCAGCUGUUCCUGGUGUAAGCAGGCAUACCACAGUAAAGUUUCAUGCUUCAUGCUGCAGCACAUUGAAGAGCCCUGUUCACUGGGGGCACAUGCUGCUGUUGUCAUCCCUCCCACCUGGAUUUUGCGUGUCCGUCAUCCCCAAAACCCUCUGAAGUCAAGUAAGAAGAAAAAAAGGACUUCCUUCAAACGGAAAUCCAGCAAGAAGGGACCUGAGGAAGGAAGAUGGAAACCUUUUGUUAUCAAGCCCAUCCCAGCACCUCUCAUGAAGCCGCUGCUUGUGUUUGUGAACCCCAAGAGUGGUGGGAAUCAGGGAACAAAGAUAUUCCAAUCUUUUAUGUGGUAUCUCAACCCUCGGCAAGUUUUUGAUCUCAGCCAGGGAGGUCCCAAAGAAGCGUUGGAGUUGUAUCGUAAAGUACACAACUUACGGAUUCUGGCAUGUGGAGGAGAUGGUACAGUGGGAUGGAUCCUGUCAAUUUUGGACCAGUUACGCCUGAACCCUCCACCUCCUGUGGCCAUUCUUCCUUUGGGGACAGGAAAUGACCUAGCAAGAACACUGAACUGGGGCGGGGGAUAUACUGAUGAACCGUUGUCAAAAAUCCUGUCUCAUGUAGAAGAGGGGGAAAUUGUGCAACUUGAUCGCUGGAAUCUACAGGUAGACCCCAAACCUGAGGGAAAUCCAGAAGAGAAGGAUGAAACAGCCACAGAUAAGCUCCCUCUUGAUGUCUUCAACAAUUACUUCAGCCUUGGUUUUGAUGCUCGAGUGACACUGGAAUUCCAUGAAUCUCGAGAGGCCAAGCCAGAGAAAUUUAACAGUCGAUUUCGGAAUAAAAUGUUCUAUGCUGGGACAGCAUUCUCUGAUUUUCUCAUGGGGAGCUCUAAAGACUUAGCAAAACACAUCAAAGUAGUGUGUGAUGGAACAGAUCUGACUCCCAAGAUCCAAGAUCUUAAGCCUCAAUGCCUCGUCUUCCUAAACAUUCCAAGGUACUGUGCAGGCACUAUGCCUUGGGGCAACCCUGGAGAGCAUCAUGACUUUGAACCCCAGCGCCAUGAUGACGGCUGCCUUGAGGUCAUUGCCUUCACCAUGACCUCGCUGGCAGCACUGCAAGUGGGUGGCCAUGGAGAGCGGCUGCACCAGUGCCGGGAGGUGGUACUUACCACAUCCAAAGCCAUCCCCAUGCAGGUGGAUGGGGAACCUUGUAAACUGGGAGCUUCCUGCAUACACAUUUCACUGCGCAACCAAGCAAAUAUGGUGCAGAAGACCAAGAGGAGAAACUCCAUGCCUCUAUUGAAUGAUCAACAACCAGUUCCAGAACGGUUAAGAAUCCGUGUAAGCCGAAUUGGCAUGCAUGACUAUGAGGCACUUCAUUAUGACAAGGAGAAACUCAAAGAAGCUUCCGUGCCUUUAGGAAUUAUUGUGGUUCCAGGAGACAGUGAUUUGGAAUUAUGCCGGACCCACAUUGAAAGGCUUCAAGAGGACUUCCCUUCUUGCACUUCCACUAUUCAGAAUCUAUUUCCUCAGGAGGGAGAUGGAGCCAAACCAAAGACAUUGUCAUGCCAGAAGCUCUCCCCCAAAUGGUGCUUCCUAGACUCAACCACAGCAGAUCGUUUUUAUAGAAUAGACCGUGCCCAGGAACAUCUUAAUUAUGUAACAGAGAUCUCCCAGGAUGAGUUGUUUGUGUUAGACCCAGAACUGGUGCGCACUCAAACAGUGGGCACAUCUGCCAUGCCUGAUCUUGUUGAUGUUCCCUCAACACCUACAAAGCAACACCUUCCUCUCCCAAUUUCACCACCAUCUACACCAGUCUCCAGCUCAGCAGUGGACAGCAGCCAGACCCUUAAAGAUGAUGCUUUGAUAGAUGCUGCCAAGAAUAAUGAUUUCUCCAAGUUCAAAGAAUUGCACCGGGCUGGCAAAGACUUGAUGAUGCGUGAUCCCACAGGCCAAACUGUCCUUCACCAUGCUGUCAAAUCAGGGAGUAAGGAGAUUGUGAAAUACAUAAUUGAAAACGCUCCUGCAGAAAUUUUGGAUGUGGCAGAAGAAGAGAAUGGCGAGACGAGUUUGCAUCAGGCUGCAGCGCUUCAUCAGCGGACCAUCUGCCAUUACAUAGUGGAGGCUGGAGCUUCACUGAUGAAAACAGAUUUGCAGGGAGACACACCCAAGCACAGAGCUGAGAAGGCAAACGAUCCCGACCUGGCUGCCUACCUCGAAAAUCGACAGCACUAUCAGAUGAUCCAGCGGGAGGAUCAGGAAACAGCCGUGUAGCACUCAGCAUGCCUUCAUCGUUUCCUGGGGGGCAGAGAAGCCGAGUAGCGCGGGAACCUGGCUAGCCUUUUCUUGAAUGUCCAUCACACAGAGGAUCCAGAGUUUUCUGUUUAGGCUUGGCCACGGUGCUGUUAUUUAUUUAUGUAGUGGGUAUUGAACAAUGCUGACUGCCACAUCCCUCACCGCCAUCACAUUCCAUGGAUGGAUACCUCUGCCUGAUAUUUCAUUUCUAUCUGCUUCCAAGUUUUCUUGACCCUCGUCGCUGCUGCUCUCAAAGCAGGAAAAAUACUCCCUUCUAGCUAUUGGUGGAGCUCCAUUUCAGAUAUCUGCUCCAUCCCCAUGCCACCAUUGUGCAACUUCGUGUUAUCUCCCUAAAGGCAGCAUCUGCAACCCCUUUUAGAUCCUCUGAAGCUUCAUUCCACUGAUUCUGCUGAUUUCCCAGCAGUGGGUAUUGUCUUUCUCAAUAUGGUAGCAAUGCCCGUUGUCUUGGUAUAUUCUAUACUGGAAAUUUGCUAGCACAAUUUUUGAGAAGGCAUACAAGAAGAGACCUGUGUUUAUUUGCUAUAGCCCUUUCUUGUUAUUCAGGCACUGUAGUACUCAAUUACUUGUGUAAACUCUGGGUGACAGUCACAUUGGCAAGCAAUCCAAGUAUCCAAAGCAAGCUAUGGGCUUGGUUUGCAUCCUCUCAGCACAAUAUAUCCCUCUUCCUCCCUUUCUUUUAUUCCCUUUACUAUGUUGACCCUGUAUUGCAAAGCCCAUGCUGUAGAGGGUGUUUAUAUAUCUUGCAAAAACAGGGAACACCAGGUCAAAUCCCACUCCUUCCAAUUUAAGCUGCUGCAAGCUGAGUUUUGAGACUGCCGCACUAAAUGUUUUGAGCAAAGUGCCUCCUCUCCAGGUUUCUUUCCCCCCCAUCUUUUCUCUCUCUUUCUGUUCUCAUAUAUUACCUUUUUCUGCUUUUUGCAUUCACCGAUUUAGGAAAUAGCAGCCAGUUGUAAGCAUAUUCGAAAUAGGUUUGGAAAGCUUGAGGUUUGCUGAAAAGGGGAGAGAAAUCUCAUCCGAAAAGGCCAUUGGCACUUGCCAUACCUAAGGACAAAGCAUUAUCAGUACGGAAAUUACCUUUUCGUUUUAAGGAGAUAGGAGUAACUAUAAAAUGCAUCAAUAUAAAGGGAACUAUUCCUAUCAGCUAGCGUUAAUGGCACAUUUUUACCCAGGGACUUGUACUGACAGUAGUAGUAAUGAAUGGAAAAGUUCCUGUACAGUCAUCUGACUUCUUGCCUAAAAAAGAAUGGUCUCUGGAAUUGGUUCCUAGACUCAUGCAUAGACACAGGCUACCCACAUCAAUUUAUAAUAUUUUGGUGCACAGACUUAACAAUGUGCAAGUCCUAUGGGCACAAUUGGAGGCAGAUCCUAAUUGUCAUCCUGAGAUGUUUUGUUUACCCAAGUCUCCCAUCACUACCUGUCCCGUUUUGGGGGGUUUUCUAAAGCAAAGCAACCCAAAACUUCCCAACACUUAAUGUUCAGAGAAUGUGCUAUAUAGUCAGCCUGCGUGUAGAUUGAAUUGAUACCCAACUGAUUCGCUAAAACAGGGACUAUAUGAAAUCUAGCGGUCGUGCAAAUGAACAUAUAAACAUACUGUUCUACCUGAACAGUUCAGAUUAAAUAAUUUCAGUGCUCUACUUGGUCAAGAAGAGUGGACUGAAACUGGACCAAAGGUUUUUUUUUAAUAAUUUACAUCUCCAGUGUGGGCAAGAAUUCUUAAAUCUCAUUGAGGCUAUGGGUUCUGUUGUGAAACUUGAAAAAUAGAUGGCUUUCUGAGGACACUGGAUCACAAAUGUAAGGACCCAUAGAAGACAGUUUUGUGCACAAAAUAUGUUUAAACCGAGCAUCUUAAAAGAGCAGGAGAAGCAAACUGCUGGUGAAAUCAGCAGUAAUUUACCAGGGAUUAUCUUCCAUAGAUGCAAGAGUUUGAAUUUAGAAAGAACAGGCUUUAAAGUCAUGAUUCUCCUAAUUUUAGGAGGCUCAAUGAGAUUAGAGUCAAGAAUUUCUUACAUGUCACUCAGAAAUGUAAGAAUAUAUCUGACUGGAAGCUUGUCCUCUUUCAAGGCUGAGCUUGCCUGCCUUCUGUAUCUAAUGCUUUUAAGAUUGAGAUGCUAAAUAUCUCUGAUAGCGCCUGAGACUUGAAACAAUGGCCAAGUGUCCAUUUGAGCCCACUCUGGAAACUAGCUUUUUCCCUCUGGUUGUGUCCCUGUCUUUUAAACAUGGCACUAAGCAAAGGAUAAUACCACAAAGCAGACUGCACUCUGAGCACAGGUCCCAGGCAAGAUGUUAAUUGUUCUAAAUCAGAAACACUUGUCAUCUCUUUGACAUCACCCCUCCUUUCCUCUCCACAGAUGUGGUAGAACAGCCAAAACAUUUGGGCAUCUGAGGGUGGUGCUGACUCACAGCUGCACCAUAUCAAGUCCAAGUGGUUGGAUCAGCUAGGUCUUUGGCCUUGUACAGCCCACUGCUGUGCCAAUAAUGGCGACUUCCCAUCCUGCAUGACAUGGCUAUGUUGUAGGUCAAUUGAAGAGAAUGCCUCAUUGCUUUGCUCUAAACUAGGAGGACUCAUGCUCUGGAUUUUUAAAAUUGUAAACAUUCCUCUCUAUAAACAAGCUGGCUCCCUAAAUGUGUUUUAUAGCCCCAUAGGUAUGCUAUCUUCUCUUCCUCCCUUUUAUAUGUCUUCUUAAACUUUGUACAGGUAGUUCAAAAGCACACUGUUUCCUCAUCUCUAAAUGUUUGUUUGUGCAUGUGUGUGUCCUAAGCUGAGUUGCUGUGCAAUUCAAACCUUGGCCUGUUCUACUCCAAGGGGGAAGGAGUGUGUUUGAGAGUGUUUUUCCCCCUGUGCAAUACCUGAUUCCCAUUUCCUAGAUUCGGACUAGUAGGAUACUUUUGGUUUGAUUGUUUUUGGUUUGGUUUGUUUUUGUUUUUUUAAUGUAACUACAUUGGAAGCUUGUGCUUCUGACUUUCUCUUUGACAGUUUAAAUGUUUUGUUGAGUUUUGCCAUUAAAAUAGAAGGAUGAACAUUUUA
Pantherophis guttatus is the source of this 8430-nucleotide messenger RNA. Lineage: Eukaryota; Metazoa; Chordata; Lepidosauria; Squamata; Colubridae. The record is from RefSeq and is a predicted model, not a curated record.